Molecule: messenger RNA, 4309 nt
Organism: Brienomyrus brachyistius
Lineage: Eukaryota; Metazoa; Chordata; Actinopteri; Osteoglossiformes; Mormyridae
Gene: vash2
Product: vasohibin 2
Exons: 7
Coding region: 673-1776 (367 amino acids)
Biological process (GO): regulation of angiogenesis
Cellular component (GO): cytoplasm
Source: RefSeq, a predicted model, not a curated record
UGUCGGGUUACGACGGGUAGAAUAACAUAAAUGAAUAAAUUUAGUCAGCUACAGAUUAACCAUCUGAUGGAUUUGCAGCACGUUCACAGUUGGAUGGUCCCAACAAGUCUCCAGAUCUGGCUUCGUGAAAGGGUGAAAUAACGCUGGACAUCGUUUCAGUUGAGAGCAGCAGCAGCAGCCGACAGUCCCCGCAUCGCCCCGAACAAUGCAGCUGAAGUUACGGAGCCUUUUCUAGUUGCUAGCUAGUUGGUUGACGCUAAUCCGCCAGCCAGCGUUAUUAAAUGACUAUCUGUGGCUCCCGGGCUAAAAUGCACGAAUGCAGUAUUUGCUCCGUAUUCUUUUGCAUGACUGAACUUAUUUAAGCUUACCUGGGAUCAGGUUCAGUUUAUAGAAAUAUCUGAAUCCGAUUGUCAAAAUGAACAUUUGUAGAUUAUACGGACAUAUAUCAUGUAUAUUUUACAGCAUAAGAAAAUAAUGUUUUCUUUUAGAUUUCUCUUUUAGGCGAUCUUAGAUAGGUUAGGGAUAGUGGCUGUUUGUAUUCUGUUGGCAUUUAAUCAGAAAGGUGUAGAUGUCAGUUUUGCACUGGAAAAUGUUUAUUCGAAUGUCUUGCUGAAGAGGGGGAAUGCUUACUGCUCCUCUGCCCUGACGAGACCAAAUCGUCCAGCUUGAACAAUGACCGGACCGGGCGCCUCGGGUUCCUGCUCCGCGGCAGCAAAAAUCGGCAGACGCGGCCGCUCCAAAAGCACCAAUGCGCACCUGAACUCCGGCUCCGGCGCCGAAUCCGCCUCCAGCUGUGCUGCCAACACGGGUCGGUCAUCGGGGGAAGAAGAGGAGAAGGACGGGGGUGCGCUCUUCUACGUCAAUAGAAACGGCUUUCCCAUCGAAGGUGUGACCUGGGAGCGAAUGUGGAGUCAUGUGGCCAAAGUGCACCCCGAUGGGAAAGAGAUGGUGGACAAAAUCCGGAACGCUGCCUACCUCCCAAAACAUCCUGUUCCUUUGGUACCCAGUUACAGGCCACCCAUGUCCAUUCCUGACUGGCUACAGGCAAUCCAGAACUACAUGAAGACCCUGCAAUACAAUCACACAGGGACGCAGUUCUUUGAAAUUAGGAAGACAAGACCACUGAGUGGGCUAAUGGAGACAGCCAGGGAAAUGACCAGGGAGUCGCUACCUAUCAAAUGUCUGGAGGCUGUCAUCCUUGGGAUCUACCUGACCAAUGGGCUGACCUCUCUUGAGCGUUUCCCAAUCAGCUUCAAGACCCAGUUCUCAGGGAACCACUUCCACCACGUGGUUCUGGGCAUCUACUGCAACGGCCGUUACGGCACCCUGGGCAUGAGCCGGCGGCCAGACCUCAUGGACAAGGCUCUCACGUUCCGCACGCUCAGCGAGCUCGUCUUCGAUUUCGAAGAGUCCUACCACCGCUACCAACAUGCCCUCAAGAAGGUCAAGAUCGGCCUGUACGUGCCCCACGACCCCCAUGUCUUUCAGCCUAUCGAGUGGAAGUACCUGGUGCUCAACUCCUGCCGGCUGGGCCGCGAGGACAUGCGCAAGGAGCUGGAGAAACAUGCUCGGGACAUGAGGAUGAAGAUCCUGAAGAGCUCAAGUGCACAGUCUCCUAUUAAGGAGAGGAGCAGAGGAAAGUCUCUCUCCCCUGGCCGUCGGCAAACUAGCCCCCAAAGACUGCAUCUUCACAGAAGAGAUAAGUCGCCGGCAGCGAUGGACCGCAAACCAGCAGAGCUUAGCACACUCAAUGACGGUUACCAGAUCCGCAUUUAAUGGACUCCCCCCCCCCCCACCGCCAAAAGUCUUCACUAUCCCCAUGUAUCCUAUGUACCCCUAACAGCACCUAAACCCUGUCAACACCUGUCAGCUAUUCGAACGGUAUUUAAUUUCAUGUAAAUUAAGGAUACUGCUUGAGCGUGUGUCCGGGCUUAAUUCACACACAAACCACUUGGAUAUCUCUUGGGGGGGUAAAGGAGUGAGUCACAUGCUCAUUACUGCUCAAUGUUUUCCACCGUGGGGUCUGAUGGAAUGUUCUUUUCAGCCGUGUCAUCCCUUCGUGAGGCUGACGAUAGACAGAUUACAGGUCUGGGAAAAGUAGAUCCCGGCAUUCCCCCCCCCCCCCCCCCCCCCAGCUCUGUUGGGUCAGCAGCAAUAGUAUUUUCCACCGCAAAAGAAAUGUGAAUUUAAUACGCCCAGCAGAUGGUUCGCGUAAAUCUCAGUGUUAGCAUACCGUGUGUUUUCCACUGGAAUUCAGUAACUCUUCACUGCACAAAGAGGAGUUGUCCUGGAAUGGGUAAUUCCUGGAAUCCGGAGUGGGGUUAGAAGUCCUAUAACACGAUUAGUCUUAACGAAGGUAUUCAUUUGAUCUUUCUGUGGAUUGGUGAGCUCAGUGUCAAUGUAUUGUCUGUGGGUGAUUCUGGUUUUGCUUACAAGGUUCGCAGAACUGCUGGAAUACCUUAAAAAGCAAAGAUCGGCGGCAUUAAAAUGAAGGCUCUUUUUAUGGUCUUUAGGUGAACCGUACUUGGUGGUUUGUGGCAGUUCUGGCAGCCGUUUGUCUCAAGGGCUCUGGGAUGCUGCUUUUGUGCUGUUUUGACCCACAUGAGUUGCUCAGAAGUUGCAUAAAACCCUGAGGCACUGAGACCUGGCGAUCUCAUGCCCACUUUCUCAUGCCGGGCAGCUGCGUUUAACUGCAGCGGCCCUCCUAUCUGCGCGUUUUCACGCCUUGCAGUGCAGGUGUCAGGGGCAGUCGGGAUCUUCUGCGACGGCUUGAGUGUGACAGCUGUGCAGGGAGGACAGGAAAUUAAUUUGACGUGUCCCCCGUUUUGGAGAAACUUGUCGGCGUCCUCUCUGGUCGAGACUAGGUUUUGGCUGAGGCUCACCGUUGUGAGAUAUGCCUGCAGCAAGGGCUUGGGCAUUUGUUUAUGUUUUAGUCAGCGGAGCAAAACGAGAGUGGUAUUCUUGGAAGGCUGCACAGCAAAGGUUUUUUUUCAUUGCACUCAUUUUAUCAGUAAAGGCAGCUUUCCAGAUGAGAUGGUCUGGAAUGUAAUUCCUGCAAGGGCCAUUGAGAAGGGUAAGAGCAUAAGCAACAACUGGAGUAGAGGCUUGUGGGUAGCCAGAGGUAGUUGGUAGGCAGAUCGGACCAUGAUACACAAACUGACUGUAGCUUUGUUGGUGAACCGUUUCCUAAUGUGUAGCAUAACAAGGGCGAAUAAGCUAUGCAAGUCGAUCAGGUCCUUUGAAUAUCCUGUUUCAGCCAUGCAAGACCCCCGGUAGCGCUCUCUCCGACGAACUGCAUCUUUUUUUUUUAUUGUGCGAGUGUGAUUUCUGACAUCUAAACGUAUUAGCCACAAAGCCUCUAGGAAAAGGGGAUUAAUCAUCUGUUUUAAGGAAAUCUUUUUUAACUUUGAAAAAUCAGCUGGUGAAACGAUGUGGUCCAAGCACAUGCCUGAAGGCUUUAUUUUCUUCAAAGGAUAUUUUUAAUGGUUUAAUAGCGGUUUUUAAAUGUCCGUCAGCUCAACGAAAGAUGUUAGAUGCCAGCUCAGAGGCAGCUGAGCUUGUGCCGGCUCACGGAGGCUCAGCUUCACGUCUCAAUUUUACGGGAACAUCCUGGCCGUCGUUAAAACGCUGCGGUACAGCAGAGCGGACUCAGGUGAGCCCGACAAACUGUUUGGUGUAGGGUAGGGGGCUGUGUCCUGAAGAUGACCUCCAACGUGUCUUCAGUGGUUGGGUAUGUAUGUUACAGGGUGCAGUGUUAGCAGAUUUUUGUACCUUUUUAAACGUUUUCACAAUGCGAGUAGUAGCUUCAGUCGUCCUUCGGUGACAGUGGGGGGAUUCGCACAGAUACGGUCGCUGGGUGACUUUCUCUGUCAUCUUUGAGCUUUUGUGCUGACGUGGCAUCUGAUUGGUGGAACAGAGUAGGUUGGGCUACAGUACUGUUUUUUUUUUUUUUUUAAAGCAUGAUCAGAUCUCUUAUAGUAUUACACUCCACUUUAAGAACUUUUAUCAAGCCUGUAAUUAAAUGCAAGCCAAAUUUGGGGUGGGGGGCAUGAAUCUGGGCUCCCUUCAGAGCUGUGAGAUCUUGUCCCAUGGAAUGCUGAGCGUGAGAGUAUAUAUCAGUGUGACGUAGCCCUUUCGCAUCGCUCCAAGCCCCUCCUCCACCACUACCAUGAACAGAGCCAAACCAGAAUUUCAGAUCAAGUCCAUUUAUUUUAUAUAUCGUGACUGAUGGAUUUUGUAUUAUGACAAUUUUGGUUCUUGUUUUUACUGACUGUAGCAUGUGUUUUAAUAAAACAAAUUACAUUUUUAA